Drosophila eugracilis is the source of this 784-nucleotide messenger RNA. RefSeq names its product 28S ribosomal protein S7, mitochondrial (gene mRpS7). Bases 80 to 733 code for a protein of 217 amino acids. Lineage: Eukaryota; Metazoa; Arthropoda; Insecta; Diptera; Drosophilidae. The record is from RefSeq and is a predicted model, not a curated record. Gene Ontology annotation, molecular function: rRNA binding; mRNA binding; structural constituent of ribosome. The transcript has 2 exons. Gene Ontology annotation, biological process: translation; ribosomal small subunit assembly. Gene Ontology annotation, cellular component: ribosome.
CAUAUGAGCAUGUUACAAAUGUGCAUAGCAUAUAUUAAUAAACAUUAAUAAUUUUACCGACAUAACAGAAAAUGUCAACAUGUCGUUUUUAAGUAGAGUUGCAGAAAAAACUUCGAAGUUUAGUUGCCUUCGAUUGAUGUCCGUGUACCCUACACACUACAUUGAACCAAUUGUACAAAAACACAAACAAGUUGAACAAAAGAGUGAAUUGUCAAAGCUCUAUCAUAUACCUAUUAAGGCGGCUGUCAACAAAUCUUCUGAUACAGUUUUCCAUGACGAUACAAAGGAAAAACUUAUAAAUUAUAUAACGAAAAAAGGGAAUAGUGCACUUGCUAGAACCCUUUUGUCGAAGACGUUAGAAUUAAUUAAACGCACGCAGACGGAGCACAUGAAUCUGGCGAAAGGAGAAAACACCAUCAAUACCAAUGCCGAAACUCUUCUGAAACAAGCGGUCGAAAAUUGUAGACCAUUGUUACAAGUGACUGCCAUUAAACGUGGUGGAGUUACCUACCAAGUUCCUGUCCCUAUUACGACAAAGCGAUCCUAUUUUCUGGCAAUGAAGUGGCUUUUGGAUGCAGCUCGUGAAAAGGAACGCAAAGUGUCUCUUCCGGAGAAACUCGCCUGGGAGAUUCUGGACGCUGCCCAUGGACAGGGAAGGGUCGUUAAGCGAAAGGACGAUUUGCACAGGCAGUGUGAAAGUAACCGUGCCUACGCACAUUAUCGCUGGAGCUAAAUUUACAAUGAACUGCUUUUUUAAACCAAUAAAGUUUUCAUGAUUCUGUUA